UUGGAAUUUCUCUCAUCUGGGUCUUGACCAGGGAUAGGGUUUAACCAUGGUUAGAUCCAAACCCUAGUUAAGAAACCCAACUAGAUCGAUGAACCUGAACCCUUUAUAAGGAGUCCCUCGCCUUGUUUCGUAGCUCCAUCAUCCCCACUCAUUUACUUUUACCUCUCUCAAGAGAAAAUCCAUUACUUGCAUUUUGAUGGUUUCUCAAUACUCUCUUCAUUCCUAUCUCAUUUCUCAUUAGCCUUUUCGAUCUUGUACUUAUUAUUUCUUUCUCUAUCCAUUUUUCCCAGCUACCGAACUAAGAUAUGGCUUCUAACGGUAACGCUAACGGCGAGUUCAGCUUCGGGACCGGGAAAGGGACAGCACGGAACGGACUGUCGAAAAUUCAGACGCAGAAAAAACAUAGCGAAAUAUGCCAUGACGACAGUGCGCCAACGGUGAAGGCCCAAACCAUCGACGAACUCCAUUCGCUGCAGCAGAAGAGGUCUGCUCCAACCACUCCCAUUAAGGGUGCUCAGGGCGCGUUCGCACCACCGCUUCUCUCCGACGAGGACCGCCAGAAGCAGCAGCUCCAAUCAAUCAGUGCAUCUUUGGCGUCGUCGGCAAGAGAAACUGGACCAAAUGUGGUGAGAGGAGAUCCGGCCAAGAAGUCUGAGACUCCGAAGGUGUCACACGUGUCACAACACCACUUUUUCACACCCACCAUAAGCGUUAGUGACAGUUCCUUGAAAUUCACACAUGUCCUCUACAACCUUUCUCCCGCUGAGCUAUAUGAGCAGGCAAUAAAGUAUGAAAAAGGAUCCUUUAUUACGUCGAAUGGUGCCUUGGCUACUCUCUCGGGAGCCAAGACCGGUCGGUCCCCAAGAGAUAAACGCGUUGUUAAGGAUGACACCACUGAGGAUGAGCUUUGGUGGGGAAAGGGCUCACCUAACAUUGAAAUGGACGAGCACACAUUUAUGGUGAAUAGGGAAAGAGCUGUGGACUACUUGAAUUCCUUGGACAAGGUGUUUGUGAAUGACCAAUUCUUGAACUGGGAUCCAGAGAACAAAAUCAAAGUCAGAAUCGUAUCAGCCAGAGCUUACCAUUCACUUUUCAUGCACAACAUGUGCAUCCGACCCAGUCCUGAAGAGCUGGAGAGUUUUGGUACUCCGGACUUCACUAUUUACAAUGCUGGGCAGUUCCCGUGUAAUCGUUACACUCACUACAUGACAUCCUCGACUAGCAUAGACCUUAAUCUUGCUAGAAGAGAAAUGGUCAUCCUCGGCACUCAGUACGCCGGGGAAAUGAAGAAAGGUCUUUUCAGUGUUAUGCAUUAUCUCAUGCCUAAGCGUCAAAUCCUCUCCCUACAUUCUGGCUGCAAUAUGGGAAAAAGUGGAGAUGUGGCUCUCUUCUUUGGACUCUCAGGUACUGGGAAGACUACUCUGUCUACUGAUCACAAUAGAUACUUGAUUGGAGAUGAUGAACACUGUUGGAGUGAUACUGGUGUGUCGAAUAUCGAAGGCGGUUGUUAUGCUAAGUGUAUUGAUCUUUCGAGGGAGAAGGAACCUGAUAUUUGGAAUGCCAUCAAGUUUGGAACUGUGGUUGAGAAUGUGGUUUUUGACGAGCAUACUCGGGAGGUGGAUUAUACUGAUAAAUCUGUUACAGAGAACACUCGUGCAGCCUAUCCAAUCGAAUACAUUCCCAAUGCUAAGAUACCUUGUGUUGGUCCACACCCAAAGAAUGUCAUUCUUUUAGCCUGUGAUGCAUUUGGUGUGCUCCCACCAGUGAGCAAGCUCAACCUGGCUCAGACCAUGUACCACUUCAUAAGUGGCUACACAGCUCUGGUGGCUGGGACAGAAGAGGGAGUGAAGGAGCCUCAAGCAACAUUCUCGGCUUGCUUUGGUGCCGCUUUCAUUAUGAUGCACCCUACCAAGUAUGCAGCCAUGCUGGCUGAGAAGAUGCAGAAACAUGGCGCGACGGGAUGGCUCGUCAACACUGGCUGGUCUGGUGGAAGAUAUGGUUCUGGAAAGAGAAUUAAGCUUCCUUACACAAGGAAAAUCAUUGAUGCCAUUCACUCUGGUAGCCUCUUGAAUGCAAAUUACAAGAAAACCAAAGUGUUUGGACUUGAAAUUCCCACUGAAGUGGAAGGAGUCCCUUCUGAAAUCCUGGACCCUGUGAACACUUGGGCAGAUAAGAAAGCUUAUGAUGAGACUUUGUUGAAGCUGGGAGGACUUUUCAAGAAGAACUUUGAGACAUUCACAACCUAUAAGAUUGGGAAGGAUAACAAUCUCACUGAAGAGAUCCUUGCUGCUGGUCCAAAUUUUUAAAGCUGGCAAAAGAAGAAAUUACUAGUGUCUUGGGAAUUGGGGGCAAAAAUAAAAGAUCUUAGUAUAAUUAUUAUAUUAUAUAUGUAAUCAAAAUGUGGUCUGAGCACCCCAAAAAAGAAGAGGUGUGGGGAGAAAAAGUUGGGUUAUGUGAUAUGUGUCAAAUGGUUAUUGUAAUAAGUUGAUUUAUAUUAGUAAAAAAUGUAGGUGAUGAACAAUCGAGUCAGUCGCGCCUUGCAUCAGUUCAUAUUAUAUACCUUGUAUUUCAGUGGAAAAGCAUCUUUGCUCAAAAA
Cannabis sativa is the source of this 2596-nucleotide messenger RNA. Its product is annotated as phosphoenolpyruvate carboxykinase (ATP) 1. NCBI's taxonomy places the organism in Eukaryota, Viridiplantae, Streptophyta, Magnoliopsida, Rosales, Cannabaceae. The record is from RefSeq and is a predicted model, not a curated record. Bases 306 to 2306 code for a protein of 666 amino acids. Gene Ontology annotation, cellular component: cytosol. Gene Ontology annotation, molecular function: ATP binding; phosphoenolpyruvate carboxykinase (ATP) activity. The transcript has 13 exons. Gene Ontology annotation, biological process: gluconeogenesis.